AUGGUGUGUCAGCUGCACGACGGUCUGAUGGCGCGAGUCACGGACAACGGAGCUGUCUCAGAGACAUUCGCAGUGACCAAUGGAGUGAAUCAGGGCUGCGUACUGGCGCCUACCCUCUUCAGUCUCAUGUUCACUGCCAUGCUGAUGGACGCCUACCGCGACGAACGCCCCGGGAUCCGCAUCGCCUACAGAACGGACGGUCACCUCCUGUAUCAACGGCGGAUGCACUUCCAAUCGCGUGUAUCCACAACCACCGUUCCCGAACUCCUCUUCGCCGACGACUGCUCCCCGAACACCACCUCGGAAGAUGAGAUGCAACGGAGCAUGGACCUGUUCUCUGCUGCCUGCGAGAACCGCGGUCUGGUCAUUAACACGCAGAAGACGGUGGUGAUGCAUCAACCUCCACUCCACUCAGUCACAGCCCCCAACGCGCCGCCGAAAAUCAGCGUGAAUGGAACCCAACUGCAAGUGGUGGAGAACUUCUCGUACCUGCGCUGUACUCUCUCCUGCAACACCAAGAUCGACGACGAAGUCGCCAGCAGGAUCUCGAAAGCCAGUCAAGCCUUCGGUCGCCUCCAAAGUACAGUCUGGAAUCAUCACGGUCUCUAA
Messenger RNA from Spirometra erinaceieuropaei, 609 nucleotides. The record is from the annotation of a GenBank genome assembly. NCBI's taxonomy places the organism in Eukaryota, Metazoa, Platyhelminthes, Cestoda, Diphyllobothriidea, Diphyllobothriidae.